GAUUUUGUUAUCUGUUUCAGGAACACCAACCCGGAGCAAAGAUGCCAGCAGAAGCCACCGUGAAAGCGCCCAAGAAGGGCUCCAAGAAAGCCGUGACUAAGACCGCCGCCAAGAGCGGCAAGAAGAGGAGAAAGACCAGGAAGGAGAGCUACGCCAUCUACGUCUACAAAGUGCUGAAGCAAGUACAUCCCGACACCGGUAUCUCCUCCAAGGCCAUGGGCAUCAUGAACUCUUUUGUGAGCGACAUCUUUGAGCGCAUCGCCGGUGAGGCCUCCCGUCUGGCCCACUACAACAAGCGCUCCACCAUCACUUCCAGAGAGAUCCAGACCGCCGUGAGGCUGCUGCUGCCCGGGGAGCUGGCCAAGCACGCCGUGUCUGAGGGCACCAAGGCCGUCACCAAGUACACCAGCUCCAAGUAAACCAUCCCGCUGCUCUAAUCCACUAAACCAACGGCUCUUUUAAGAGCCACGCACUACUUCUUAAAGAGCAGUUUCAUUAUGUUUGGAUACAAACAAUCAUUUUUUGUUUUUCUUCUUAUUGUAACUUCCCUUGUAUGGGACUUGUGUCUAGGUUACCAUCUUCAUACUUUCUGUAACUGCCUUCUUUCACUGUGGGUCAGAGGGAAACCGCUUCUACAUUCCUCUGUAUGUACUGACACAUUGCAGAAUUUACAUUAAAAUUUACUUGCCUUGAAA
Molecule: messenger RNA, 695 nt
Organism: Perca fluviatilis (European perch)
Lineage: Eukaryota; Metazoa; Chordata; Actinopteri; Perciformes; Percidae
Product: histone H2B 1/2-like
Exons: 1
Coding region: 42-419 (125 amino acids)
Cellular component (GO): nucleosome
Molecular function (GO): protein heterodimerization activity; DNA binding; structural constituent of chromatin
Source: RefSeq, a predicted model, not a curated record